Molecule: messenger RNA, 4599 nt
Organism: Closterium sp. Yama58-4
Lineage: Eukaryota; Viridiplantae; Streptophyta; Zygnematophyceae; Desmidiales; Closteriaceae
Source: the annotation of a GenBank genome assembly
AUGUAUGCGAUGUCUAUUAGUGGAGAGGGUGCUCAGUACUUGCGUGUUCCGCCCGACCCGGGCAUUCAGGCCAGUCCGGCUGCCGCUCUAGGUGCUAGUGCGUCUGCUCCCACAGGUCCUGGUGAGGCCGCUGCUCUAGGUGCUCGUGCGUCCGUGCCCCCUGGUACUGAGUCGACUGCAGCACUGCACACCUUCACACUGGACUCAGGUGCUUCUCGCUCCUUCUUUCGUGACCGCACUGUCCUUGAGCCACUCGCUCGGCCAGUUGCUGUCUCCCUUGCUGACCCCUCUGGGGGUCCGGUCAUUGCGACCUCCUCCACUGUCCUUCCUUGUCCGGCGGUCCCGUCCGGCACGCUGUCAGGUCUUUAUCUCCCCUCGUUCUCUACGAACUUGGUGGCAGGUAGUGCGCUCCAGGACGGGGGUGUUCACCAGUUCACCCCUGCCUACGAGCGCGUGACACACUGCACGUGUGCUCGGACGGGUCGCCACCUGGCUACCUUCACUCGGGAGCCGGGGUCGGACCUUUACACACUGACCACUGAGUCCCCUCAGGUAGCUGCGUCCGCGUCUGCGUCUGCGUCAGGUCAGCUGUCCGCCCCCUGCUCGUGUCGCUCUCUGGCGCAUGAGACGGUCCUUUGGCACCACCGCCUUGGUCACCCGUCUGUGCAGCGCCUUCGGGCCAUGCACAAGCGGGACCUUGUUGCUGGUCUUCCCAGGGUGCUCCCUCCCCUUCCCGUCUCGCCUGCUCCUCCCUGUAUUCCCUGUGUCGAGGGACGGCAGCGCGCCGCUCCUCACUCCUCCUCCUUUCCCCCGACGACUGCUCCCUUGCAGACGCUCCACAUGGACGUGUGGGGCCCAGCCCGCGUCCGUGGUCAGGGUCAAGAGAGGUACUUCCUGAUUGUUGUUGACGACUUCUCGCGCUACACCACGGUCUUCCCCUUGCGCGCCAAGGGUGACGUCCCUGAUGUCUUGAUCCCUUGGAUCCGCAGAUCUCGUCUCCAGCUCCGUGAGCGUUUCCGCUCCGACUUCCCUGUCCUGCGUCUGCACUCUGACAGAGGUGGGGAGUUCUCCUCUGGCCUAUUGGAGGCCUUCUGUCAGCAGGAGGGCAUUGAGCAGUCGUACACGCUUCCGGACUCUCCACAGCAGAAUGGGGUUGCUGAGCGCCGCAUUGGUCUGGUCAUGGAGGUCGCCCGUACCUCCUUGAGCCAUGCGGCUGCCCCCCAUUUUCUGUGGCCGUUUGCAGUCCGAUACGCUGCACAUCAGCUCAACCUCUGGCCCCGUGUCUCCUUGCCCGAGACUUCUCCGACACUGCGUUGGACGGGAGAGGCUGGCGAUGCGUCGCGUUUUCGGGUCUGGGGAUCCCGAGCUUUUGUCCGCGACACGUCCGCGGACAAGCUCUCCCGUCGCGCUGUCCCCUGCGUCUUCCUUGGCUUUGUCCCGGACGCCCCUGGUUGGCAGUUCUACCACCCCACCUCGCGGCGUGUCCUGGCCUCUCAGGACGUCACUUUUGACGAGUCUGUCCCCUACUACCGCCUCUUCCCCUACCGCACUGCCCCGCUCCCCCCCCGCCUCUCUUCCUCGCUCCAGGUAGACCCGGGUGAGCCUGUCGAGGUAGCUGUUGACUCUCGUCCUGCUGCGGGUGCUGAGCCUGGGGGUGCUGCGUCUGGGGGUGCUGAGCCUGGGGGUGCUGCGUCUGGGGGUGCUGAGCCUGGGGGUGCUGCGUCUGGGGGUGCUGAGCCUGGGAGUGCUGAGUCUGGGGGUGCGGAGCCUGGGGGUGCUGAGCCUGGGGGUGCUGAGCCUGGUGGUGCGGAGCCUGGGGGUGCUGAGACUGAGCGUGCUACACCUGGAGGAGCCCUCUCCUCCCAGCAGCUGCAGGAGAGGUACCUCGAGUACUGCCGCCUCCGGAGAGGUGCUUCUGGAGCUCGUCCCGGUACUUCCCCUCCUACCCAGGAGCUCCCCCCCAUUCAGCAGAUCCGCGAGUGGUACACACGGCGCUGCAGUCUUUGGAGUGGUGCUCCUGGUGCUGCGGACCCUGGGGGUGGCGCUGCUGCUGGUGCUGCGGACCCGCCUGGUGGAGCUGCUGCUGGUGCUGAGGACUCGGACGUUGGAGCUGCUGCUGGAGCUGAGGACCCGGGCGGUGGCGCUGCUGUAGGUACUGAGGACUCGGACGGUGGAGCUGCUGCUGGACCUGAGGACCCGAGCGGUGGCGCUGCUGCUGCUGCUGAGGACCCGGGCGUUGGAGCUACUACUGGUGCUGAGGACCCGGCCGGUGGAGCUGCUGCUGGUGCUGUUGACCCGGCCGCUGGAGUCUCCUCUGCUUCUGAAGACGCUGCGCGGCCGCGACCGUACUUCGUACCGCUCCUUCAGCAGGUUCUUGGGCAGGCUCCUCCUCCUUGUCCUCCUCCCUCCGUAGAGUGUCCUCUGCCUGUCCAGUCGCAGUCACAGUUACCGCCUACCUCGCCUCUCCCUGCUCCCUCUCCUUACACUGGUCCCACAGGAGGUCUUACAGAGCGUCGUGAGCCUGAGUCUCGUCCUGCGUCGCCUGUUCGUCCUGCUCGCACUGGUCGUCGUGUCCGUCGUGAGCGUCCUCCUCCUGUCCCAGGCACUCACUACAUGACUCUGCGUCCCUCUACUGCUCCUCAGCGUGUCCCUCUACCGUCUCCUCCCGCGUCCUCUUUGCCUACCGUUCCGGACCCUGAGUCUGACCGGUACCGUGCUGAGCACCCUACUGUCACGCGUCUCCUCGCUACUGUUGUCACUGACCCUACCUUUGAGUCCUCGACUGCGUCUGCUCUGGUCGCUGAGUUUGUUGACUUUGCUGCUGCCUGUCGUCUAGACUACGCUGCUAGCCUUGUUGCUGAGUCUGAGUCUGUCUGUCCUCCGUCCGUCGGGGGUGCGUGUGCUCUUGGCACGGACGUCCUUGAGGACAGACAAGAGGAGUUCCAGUGUCUUGCUGCUGCUUUGCCCCGUCUCGUGUCCUUGCUAGUUGCCCCUGAGGGAGACCCGGAUGCACCAGACAUCCCGACCCCACGCACUUACGCUGAGGCGAUGGCGGGUCCCUACUCCUCUCAGUGGCAGACAGCCAUGGACGCCGAGAUGGCUUCCUGGAAGUCCACACGCACCUACGUCGACGAGGUUCCCCCUCCUGGGGCGAACAUCGUCAGUGGCAUGUGGAUUUUCAGGGUGAAGCGGCCGCCGGGCUCUCCGCCUGUCUUCAAGGCGCGUUACGUGGCUCGAGGCUUCAGUCAGCGAGAGGGAGUUGACUUCUUCCAGACCUUCUCCCCCACCCCGAAGAUGACUACUCUUCGGGUGCUGCUGCACAUAGCCGCUCACCGCGACUACGAGCUUCAUUCACUUGACUUCAGCACUGCUUUCUUGCAGGGCAGCCUGCACGAGGAGAUCUGGCUGCGCCGCCCACCUGGCUUCACUGGGUCGUUUCCUCCUGGUACCCAGUGGAGGCUUCAGCGGCCGGUCUACGGUCUCCGCCAGGCUCCGCGUGAGUGGCACGACACACUGAGGACUACACUUGCGGCUCUUGGGUUCGCGCCUUCUACAGCUGACCCGUCGCUGUUCCUGCGCACCGACACUUCGCUGCCGCCGUUCUACAUCCUCGUGUACGUCGACGACUUGGUCUUUGCCACUGCUGACACUGCAGGACUCGCCUACGUGAAGUCGGAGCUGCAGAGGAGACACACAUGCACAGACCUGGGUGAGCUGACAAGCUAUCUUGGCUUGCGGAUCACCCGGGACAGAGCACGGCGCACCAUCACCCUGACUCAGUCACACAUGGUGCAGCAGGUUCUCCAGCGCUUUGGCUUCACGUACUCCUCGCCUCAGUCCACUCCUCUGCCUACCGGUCACUCGCUCUCAGCUCUGCCUUCGGAUGAGUCCGUAGAGCCGAGUGGCCCGUAUCCAGAGCUUGUGGGCUGCCUCAUGUACCUGAUGACCUGCACUCGACCUGACCUUGCAUACCCUCUUAGCAUCCUUGCACGCUAUGUCGCUCCUGGCCGUCACAGGAAGGAGCACAUGGAUGCCGCUAAGAGGGUGUUGCGCUACUUGUGCAGUACGUCGGGCAUGGGGCUUGUGCUUGGAGGGCGAGACCGAGUUGUGCUCACAGGGCACUCAGACGCUUCUUGGGCAGACGACCAGGCCACUCAGCGGUCGUCUCAGGGUUACACCUUCAGCCUUGGCUCUGGCUCAGUUUCUUGGCGCUCUACACGCUCUUCUUCUGUUCUCGGCUCCAGUUGUGAGGCUGAGAUCUACGCUACAGCCAUGGCUGCCCAGGAGCUACGCUGGCUGACCUACCUGCUGACUGACCUCGGAGAGCCGCCUCGUUCUCCUCCAGUACUGUACGUCGACAACAAGGCUGCCAUUGCCUUGUGUGAGGAGCACAGACUGGAGCACAGAACGAAGCACAUCGCCCUGCGGUACUUCCUUGCUCGAGAGCUGCAGCAGCGCGGUCAGCUUUGUAUUCGCUACGUGGCCACUGAGGCCAACACUGCUGAUGUGUUCACCAAGGCGCUUCAGCCUCGUGACCAUCAGCGCUUCUGCACUCUACUAGGCCUUGUGCCUACUGGACCUCACUUGCUUACCUCUUGA